AUGUCACUUCCAGCAUUUCGAGGCACUGCUCGUGCUUCCCGCUUCCUGCCGAGGGCGGCGUCACUCCCCUGCGCAGGUGGCGUGAGGAGAUUCAUCUCGACCAAGAGCUUGGAGGGCCAGCAACAGCUGCUGGCAGCCAAGCUUCAGCAGGCCGACCCCGCCGUCUACGACAUCAUCGAAAAGGAGAAAACCAGACAGAAGCACUUCAUCAAUCUCAUUCCGUCAGAGAACUUCACCUCCCAGGCUGUUCUCGAUGCCUUGGGCAGUGUGAUGCAGAACAAGUACUCCGAGGGUUACCCCGGCGCAAGAUAUUAUGGCGGCAACGAGUUCAUCGACCAGUCAGAGCGUCUCUGCCAGCAGCGUGCCCUCGAUACGUUCGGUCUCGACUCAAAGCAAUGGGGUGUCAAUGUUCAAGCUCUGUCCGGUGCGCCGGCCAACUUGUACGUCUAUUCGGCGUUGAUGGACACCCAUGAUCGCCUCAUGGGUCUGGACCUGCCUCACGGCGGUCACUUGUCACACGGCUACCAGACACCGACUAAGAAGAUCUCCGCCAUUUCAAAGUACUUCGAGACAGUCCCCUACAGAUUGGACGAGGCUACUGGGCAGAUCGACUACGCCAAGUUGGAGGAGCUUGCUAUGCUCUACCGACCCAAGAUCAUUGUCGCAGGAGCCAGCGCGUACAGCCGUUUGAUCGACUACCAGCGCUUCCGCGAGAUCUGUGACAAGACCAACGCUUACCUGGUGGCCGAUAUGGCCCACAUCUCCGGCCUGGUGGCAGCCAAGGUCAUGCCCAGCCCGUUCGACUACGCCGAUAUCGUCACUACUACAAGUCACAAGAGUCUGAGAGGACCUCGUGGCGCCAUGAUCUUCUUCCGCAAGGGAGUACGUCGCCAGAAUGCCAAGAAGGAGGACGAAAUGUACAACCUCGAGGGCCCUAUCAACGCCUCCGUCUUCCCCGGCCACCAGGGUGGCCCUCACAACCACACCAUCACCGCCUUGGCCGUUGCCUUGAAGCAGGCCCAAGCCCCUGAGUUCCGCGCCUACCAGUCUCAAGUUCUGGCAAAUGCGAAGGCGCUAUCCCAGAGACUAGGUGCUCCCAAGGAGAAGGGAGGCUUGGGCUACAGCAUUGUCUCCGGCGGCACCGACAACCACCUGAUCCUUGUGGAUCUCAAGCCCCAGGGUAUCGAUGGUAGCCGCGUUGAGCGUGUGCUGGAGCUGGUUGGUGUUGCUGCCAACAAGAACACCGUGCCAGGCGACAAGUCGGCACUUGUGCCAGGUGGACUGCGCAUUGGCACGCCUGCCAUGACGACGAGAGCGUUCACCGAGGAGGACUUCAGCCGCGUGGCCGACAUUAUUGACCGUGCCGUCACCAUUGCUAUUCGUGUGAACAAGAGCGCCAAGAAGGCGGCCGAGGAGAAGGGAGAGAAGAAGCCCGGUCUGUUGAGACACUACAUGCAGCAUCUCGGUGACGGUGAGAACGAUCCCGAGAUUGUUCAGCUUAGAUCUGAGGUGGCCGACUGGGUGGGCACUUACCCUUUGCCGUGGGACGUCCACUCUUCUUGA
Colletotrichum acutatum is the source of this 1563-nucleotide messenger RNA. RefSeq names its product serine hydroxymethyltransferase. Gene Ontology annotation, cellular component: cytoplasm. Gene Ontology annotation, biological process: L-serine catabolic process; folic acid metabolic process; tetrahydrofolate interconversion. Gene Ontology annotation, molecular function: zinc ion binding; cobalt ion binding; pyridoxal phosphate binding. Lineage: Eukaryota; Fungi; Ascomycota; Sordariomycetes; Glomerellales; Glomerellaceae. The transcript is spliced from 5 exons. The record is from RefSeq and is a predicted model, not a curated record. Bases 1 to 1563 code for a protein of 520 amino acids.